UCAUGAAAUAGUGAUGUUAAAAUUUGAUUGGAAUUAGAAAAGAUAAUAAUAAUACUUUGGACCAAUAAUCCAAAGAGAAGAGAAUUGGGCAUUCAUUUUUUCUAAAAUGUUGACAUAUUGUGGCCCCGACAUAAAUGCCAUUGACUUCUUCUACUGCAAAGACUUGCAAGUCUUCUUUCUCAAACUUUAAUCUUUUCAUAUCUGGCCUCUUCCUUCAUAUAGAGUUUGAUUGCAGAGAGCUCUGUUCAGCAGCCUGAGCUGAAACCUCUUCUCUUCCCACAUUAAAAAUGCUGCUCUCAUACUCUCUUUACCUUCUCCUUCUCCUCCACAUCUUUCCAAGAAUCCCAACCACCUCUGCCGCCACGCCUGCAUACACGGCCACCGAUCUCAUCCUCCUCAACUGCGGCUCACCAUCAAACUUGAACGAUACCAGCAGUCGGAGCUGGGACAGCGACGAGCGUUCAAGAUACGCUCCACCAAACGCCGCCAGCAUAUCUUUGAGCUCCAUGGCUUCCUCUAUGGCCCCCUCCGUUUUCCACGUCCCUUAUCAAACGGCCCGUGUUUUCCGUUCCUCGUUCACCUACGCUUUCCCCGUCCUUACAGGCCCGAAAUUCCUUCGCCUUUACUUCUACCCCGACACAUACUCCGGCUUCAACACUUCUCAAUCUUUCUUCUCGGUCACUGCCAAUGGCUUCACUUUGUUAAGCAACUUCAGUGCUUUUCUGAACUCCCCGUCACCUUCAAGCCCUUCCUUUAUGAAAGAAUUUGUCGUCAAUGUUCAAGAAAAACAGAGGCUGGAUGUAACAUUCUCCCCGAAUCCAAACUCUUUUGCCUUUGUCAAUGGGAUUGAAAUUGUUUCACUUCCAGAUAAACUCUACUUCCGGGGAAACGAUGUGCCCAUCAAAUUUGUGGACCAGCUGUUUUAUCUCAAGGACGAUACCGCUCUGGAGAAUCUUUACCGGCUAAACGUGGGCGGUGCCGAUGUUGCAAUUGAAGACGACAGCGGGCCUACCCGCGGCAUGUUUCGGGCCUGGUCCCAAGAUGAUGACCUUAUAUUCGGGUCGGAUUUUGGUUUCACCCCUCAUCUUGAGGACUUCCAGAUCAACUACACUAACCAGACUCCGCCUUACAGUGCACCGGAAAUAGUGUAUAAAACAGCCAGAACGAUGGCGAACACAAGCUUAAGUCUGGAGUGGGCAUUUCCCGUUGAUUCCGGGUUUUACUAUCUGCUCAGAUUCCAUUUCUGCGAGUUUCAGCGGGAAAUAACGGAGCAAAACCGAAGGGUUUUCACAAUUGCUGUCAAUAACCAGACGCAGGAAAUUCAAGCAGACGUCAUUUUCUGGUCCGGCGCCCGUGGAAUUCCCAUCUUCAGAGACUACAUAACAUGGGUUCCUGACGACGGCCGCCGUGGGAAGAAAGCCCUACGGCUUUCUUUGUUCCCUAACAUGGAGGGACAGCCAAUGUAUUCAAGCGCUCUGUUAAAUGGUUUAGAGAUUUUCAAACUCAGCGACUCUGGCCGGAGUCUUGCAGCUGCCAACCCUGGUCCUAAGACGACUUCUUCCUCGCCUGCAGCAGUGGUGAAUCCACCACUGGGGAAGAAGAGGAAGGGAGGAUCAACGGUUGUUUACGCUGUCACAGGGAGCAUCGUGGGCGUUCUUUCGGUAGUUGCAGCCUUGAGUUUCUUGAUUUUCAGGCGGCGACGAAAGCUGAAGGACACUGGAACAACGAGUGCUACCAAGACAUCGUGGGUGCCUUUAUGGACCACAUCAAGGUCCACCACCAGGACCAAUGGAUCGCGUUCAUCACUUCCGUCCGACUUAUGCAGACAUUUCUUGCUAGAGGAGAUCAAAAUUGCUACAGAUAACUUCGAUGAGAAUUUUCUGAUUGGCAGGGGAGGAUUUGGCAAUGUCUACAAAGGGUACAUCGAUGACGGAGCCACAGCCGUGGCAAUUAAAAGAUUAAACCCGUCGUCAAAUCAAGGAGCACGCGAAUUCCUGACAGAAAUUGAGAUGUUGUCCAAGCUAAGGCACCAUCACUUAGUGUCUUUAAUUGGCUAUUGCGAUGAGAAUGGAGAGAUGAUCUUAGUCUAUGAUUACAUGGCGAAUGGCACUUUACGUGACCAUCUCUACAAUUCAGAGAAUUCUCCACUAUCAUGGAAGAAACGACUGCAGAUUUGCAUUGACGCAGCCGAAGGAUUGCACUAUCUUCACACUGGCGCCAAGCAUACCAUCAUUCACCGUGAUGUCAAGUCCACCAACAUCUUACUAGAUGAGAAAUGGGUGGCCAAAAUGUCCGAUUUCGGCCUGUCAAAAGUAGGGCCAACAGGUGGGGCGCAGACCCACGUUAGCACUGUGGUGAAAGGCAGCCUUGGCUACGUGGAUCCCGAGUACUACAGGCGGCAACAGUUGACGGACAAGUCUGAUGUCUAUUCCUUUGCCAUAGUAUUGUUGGAAGUUUUAUGCGCAAGGCCUGCCAUAAUUCCUAGCCUCCCAAGGGAGCAAGUGAACUUGGCGGAGUGGGCUAAAUUUUGUUAUAGGAAAGGGACGUUUGAGCAAAUUAUUGAUUCCAAUCUUAAGGAUCAAAUUGCACCCGAAUGUUUGAAGAAAUUCGUGGAAACGGCCAUCCACUGCAUUAGCGACAAGGGAAUUGAUAGGCUAGCAAUGAGUGAUGUCCUUUGGAUGCUCGAGUUCGCAAUGCAGCAGCAAGAGGGGGCGGACUGUAGAGGUAGCAACAAGGCGGAAGGUGGUGACAGCUUCUUUGCAGCAAGUCCAUCAUUGCCGUUGCUCGCAGUUGGAGAACCGGACACAACGGAUGAGGAAAUGCUUUGGGGGAGUAGUGAAGCUGCUCUGUCUGGAUCAAAGAGCAGCGGUUUAUCCACCUCCAGCAGUGAAAAGUUGAAGUCUGGGGAUAUUUUCUCUGAAAUCAUGACCCCCUUAGGACGUUGAGAUGUUGAUCGAAUUUCAUAUCCACUAUUUACUAUCGGUUGUGUUUCUUUUCUUGGGUAAUUGUCAGGCAGUGACAUUCUUCUAAGUUAGUUCCUGGCGAGGCGCGGACUUGGGAUCUAAAGUUUGCAUCAUUGGACACGAAGGUCCAAGGUGGCUGGCUGAAAGACAUAGUCAAUCCACCCAAUUUUUGAGCUGUCGUUUGUUGUAGAAAUUAAAUGAUCCAUGACUGGUGUAUAAGUUUUGUAUUUUCUAGUACUGA
Sesamum indicum (sesame) is the source of this 3204-nucleotide messenger RNA. Its product is annotated as receptor-like protein kinase FERONIA. The record is from RefSeq and is a predicted model, not a curated record. NCBI's taxonomy places the organism in Eukaryota, Viridiplantae, Streptophyta, Magnoliopsida, Lamiales, Pedaliaceae. Gene Ontology annotation, molecular function: ATP binding; transmembrane receptor protein tyrosine kinase activity. Gene Ontology annotation, biological process: protein phosphorylation.